Messenger RNA from Cercopithifilaria johnstoni, 2139 nucleotides. The record is from the annotation of a GenBank genome assembly. Lineage: Eukaryota; Metazoa; Nematoda; Chromadorea; Rhabditida; Onchocercidae.
AUGUUGCCUCGUAAUUUGCAAGCACUGCGGGAUAGGAAAAGUAAUUGGUCGCUAGCAGAAGAUCGGCAACUUUGCUGUUUGUUGGAGGAAAUAAGGUCUUCUUUAACCUUAAAGAUCAAUAAUGUUUCGGAUGCAAUCCAGGAAAAUUCUUUGAAGAUCACCAAUGCAUGUGUACAAGUUUCGAAUCUCAACAAUCGAUUGUCCUUAUUUGCAGCUGAUCAAUUCAUCGAAAGCCGUGUGGCUGAUGACGCUCCAGCAUGCGUCAGUCCAACUCUGGCUUCUCAAACGGUGGUCCCAAACAAGCAAACGGAAAAAAUUGAUAAUUUACGUCAAGCGGUGUCAAUGGGAUUAGAGUUGAUGCGAACACAUUUCAAGCGAAUUGAUAUACGUCCCGAGGAUCUAGAUGAAGAUAACGAUCCAAUUUGCAUGCCUGAACCAAUCUUCGAACCAUAUGAUGAAAAUCUUUCACGGCCAUUACCACUCCUGAUUGGUAGUUCAGGCUGGAAUUCUUCAUCUUAUGCAGGUUCUUCAGAGGAAUGUGCUAAAAUAGCGAAGGUAACUGAAGAGGUUGUUGUCAGUUUGCCACCUUUCACCCAACCAAGAAUGGCGGAGUGCGGAGGUCCAUCUUAUUUGGAUCCACUAAAUGGGAAAGUGGCAUGUAUGAUAUCAAAUCAAGCUACAUCAAAUAUCAAAGGUGUUGAAGGAAAAAUUGGUAACUGUUCAAACGAGUACAGUAGUGAGACUUAUACUCCUCAGGAAGUGGUUGCUACGUCCAGUUCACAAGAAAAAGAAAUUAAAAAUGCAGCAGAAUUCACAUCUAAUUUGUCAAGAGAUGGGGCAUCGCGGCGGUGCCUUGAAGUACCGGUAAUACCUCGAAACCCUGAAGUGUCGGUGAAGCAUUCUGGUUCCGAAGUGUCCCACAAGCCUCCGGAUCAGGAAAUAUCUACGAGACUUCAGGAAUCUCAAGUACCAGUUAAAAGAAUAUUGACUAAUGAUAUAGUGGAAGAUCAAGCAAAGGAAAAAACCAGCGAAGGCAUAUCAAACGCUGUGAAUAAAUUGUUUGUCGACAGCAGCUCCGACGAGGAUGAUCUUUUCAGUGACCUUAAGAAUACGAUUGUGGAAACAAAGAGACAUAUUUCUGCUUAUUCGAGUGAUUCUCAAUUCAUUUCAACCACUGAAAGAGAGAAUAUCAGCUUACGAACGGAUAUGAAUGCGCAUAGUCCAGAUGUGUUCGCUGAUGUUUCGAAACCAAAAAAUUCUUUGAAAGCUACGGAUUAUAUCUUUGUAAAUGACGCGCAGACUUCGGAUUCAUUCCGGAAUAAAUUAGAUGGUAUACUUUCAAAUAAAAUUAUGUCAAAUACGAUCAAUGACUUGGAAAAACGUCAAGGGAAAGAAAUUACAGGAGAAAGGAUAAAGAAUGAUGGAACCAACGCCGUUUUACCUUCUCUUGCAAAGCUGCGAGCGAAAGGACCGCCUCGACGUUCACCAUCACGUUUGUUGCAGAAUUCUGGCAAAGACAAUGACAAGGAUGAAGUGGAAUCGGUUCAUCCUUCCAUAGUUGUAACUGCAAAUGUAGAAAAUAAUCAAACUAUUGAAGAAGAAGCUGAGGUAUGUAAGGGACGACAAAAUGAUCUGCUGAAAAUCGGUCUCGGAAAGCGUGUUACUGAUAAUGUAAGCAGUUUAAAGCAGAGGAACGACACUAAUUCCAUAUUUUCUUCUGAUUCCGACGAUGAUAUUUUUUCCACUUUUUCCACUAGGUCUAAAACUAAUGCACUUGUUUCGAAAUUACAAAACGGGAACGACGGUGUACAAUCACUGCUAGCCUCUAGGGAUGGUUCUUUAGUGACAUCAGCAAGCCGAUCGCAGAUUCCUAAAACUGAUUGUAAAUUGAAGACUUUGUUUGACUCAGAUGAUGACCUUUUUGCUAGCUCUAUUCCGGUAAAAAAACAGGAACGAGAAUCUGGUAGAGAUAAAGAAGCGGUUUUGGCGAAAGUAGUUCAAGAAACAAUAAUUCCAAAAAAAGAUGAGUCAGUCCUCAAAAAAAAGGAACCAAUUGUUCCGAGAAACAAACCAAGUACUUCCAAACCGAAAAGAAUAGAAAUUUUUGAUGAUGAUUCUGAUGGUGAUCUUUUCAACUAA